This is a messenger RNA of Bactrocera latifrons, 1769 nucleotides long. RefSeq lists its product as uncharacterized. The transcript has 3 exons. NCBI's taxonomy places the organism in Eukaryota, Metazoa, Arthropoda, Insecta, Diptera, Tephritidae. The record is from RefSeq and is a predicted model, not a curated record. Bases 77 to 1570 code for a protein of 497 amino acids.
UAAAGUAAUGCUGUUGAGAGYUUAGAAUCUAUGCGUUUAGCCCUACAAACAUAACUCGUGCGAUCAGGCUGUUGAAAUGUUGAUCCUGCAAGUCUACAGGUGGAGUGUUUGUUUAGCUCAAUGCAAAAUGGUGCGCAAAACAUUUGUAAUAUUCUUUUGCCUGUUUUAUUUCGUUUCAAUAGCGAAUACCAGCAAAAUAAGUUAUCUUUUCAUGUGGCGAGAAGAUGCAUGUUCUUCUAUAUGGGACCGCCCGCGUCAUACUUCAUUGGUGCCCCCUAGUGAAAUUCAAUUCGAGAAUUGUACAUAUWCUGGUAGCCGACAUCACGUCAUACCAUUUGAGAUUCUGCGUAAUUUUUUUAAUUCUGCCUUGCGACAAGCCAGUGAAGCGUCGCGCGUCGCACGAUACUUAGCAGCAUAYAUUUUUUCAAUAGCGGAACAAUAUAUUGCCAAUGGUGAAUCUAUACAGCAUCAAAAUCCGAUAGCUAUAGACGUUCCAGUGGUGAUCGUCAUUGAUCCAUUGGAAGAAAUGUUUGCAGCACUUACAUGGUUACCCGGAAAUAUAUUUAUAGGGCCACCAGCGAAUAUUCGUCACCAUGACAAUCCCCAGAAUCAGAGUGGCGGAGAUCCCGGUAACGCAUUCGAGCAGUACGCAAAUAGAAUAAUCAGGGACGACACACACUUUACUGCUCUACAAAAUCUCAAUCGCGAUAUGCGACUUUAUAUGAAUAAUACUUCAGAUGUAAAUUUGUUUCAUCAAAUAAUGACCAAUUUAGAUAUUGUCAACAGAAGAACUACACCUUUUCCAUUCGAUGCACAGGAUUGGGAAAUAGUUAAUGGAAAGUUUUACAUUCGCGACAAACAUAGAGAGAAACGAUCUAAAAACCAAAUCCCACAACCGCCAAUCGCAUACAACAYGGAGCCAUCAACUAAUGAUGAUCCYUUCGAUUAUUAUGUUGGAUUCUGUAGARCGGUAAAGCGAAAAUUAACGGCCAGUCAUUUUUCGUCGAUCAAUAAAAAGUACAUAGAAGUGGGCGAAAGGAUGACAUUUGAUUGUCACAAAAAUACCUUCAUUAUAGUAAAACAAGCCACCUUAGGUACCAUGCCUUGGCCACUCAUUGCUUUCUCGUUGGGGCUAGCAUGUCUCAGCGGUGACUGCGUAGAGCGAGACGGAACCGAAGGAAUAAAAAAGUUGUGUGACAACAAGAGGUCAUGCCAAUUUUCUUAUAGAGACACAGACGGUUUGGGUGUAGAUGUGGAAUAUUACUGUGCGGACGUAUUGACACCUCUAAGAGAAAGAGAAGAAUUACAGAGACCUUAUCGCUUUAGUUCGAGCGAAUUUGAACUUAACUGCCCCUUGGAUUAUACAAUUCGUAUUAGUAAAGCAAUAAGACGCUAUUCGGGUAUUUUUCUGCAUUGUGCUAUUGAUGAUUGCACAGAAAMGGAUAUUACACCAAUUUUGCGUGAAAAAUGCGACGGAGAAAAUCCAUGCAAAAACACACUCGACGAUUGGGGCUURCAACCAAUAACCGUAGAUUUUUCUUGCAUACCAAAUCCAUCCAUGUUUGUGUGAAUGAUUGAAUGUUUACGAAUAUAAUAUUGGGUAAAAGUUGCUAAAUCGGAAAUAUGAAAUUUGGGCUAUAAGCGUUACACCAAUGGAGACACCAGUUUCUACACUCCAACCAUUGUACUAUUUUCAAAUAUAAAAUAAUCUUCAAAGAUUAUAUUAAAACAUAUAUUUAACCGAUUAAAUGAUGUUUUCAGAAUGUAAA